CGUCCUCGUUCAUCCCCCAGGUUACCGCCUCCGCCGGGCGAUGGGGCUUCGCCUCCCCCCUCCGAGAAAAGUCUCCGCGCGCCUCCGCCGCCGGCCCCGAGAUAAAGGCAGGGGAAGCGCAGCCGGCCGGAGCGGCGGCCGAGGGCGCUGCGGGUCGGGCGGCCGCGGGCAGCCCCGGCCCCUGCGGCUCCCCCCGCGCUCGGGGACCUUCCCCGCCCCGCGCUCGCCCGCUUCAAAAGUUUUGCCCGGGGAGCGCGGCGGUGGCGGCGCUCCUGUCAGCCCCGCGCCGCCGGCCCGCCCCCGCCGGCGCUAGGGCAGGGCGGGCAGGGGGCGAGGGCGGGCGGGCCGGCCCGGAGCCGGCAUGGCGAGCGGCGCGCCUCGGCGCUGAGCGGGCUGCGCCCCGCGGGGAGCUGUGCGUGCGAGGCGCGGCCAUGGCGCGGGCGGCCGGCGGCGGCAGCUAGCGGCGCGGCGGCGGCGGCGGAGCCUCGCGGAGCGGCGCCCGGGACGCGGCGCCGUGUGCUCGGCAUGGCGGGGGCCGGCGGCGCGGCUGUCAGCCUGCUCCUCGGAGCGCUGCUCUGCAGAGUGACAGAGAGUCGAGGGGUCUUGGACAAUAUGCAGAGAUUUUCUUCAUUACCAACAUACCUACCUGUGAGCUAUCGGAUCUUCAGUGCCGAGACAUCUUUCUUUCUCAAAGAAGCCAACCAGGACUUUAUGCGAAAUUCCAGUUUGCAGUCCAGGGUGGAAUCAUUCUUCCCAUAUAAAGCCAAGAGGCCACCUAUAUUAAAUGCCAGUUAUGGACCUUUUUCCAUUGAACAAGUCGUGCCCCAGGAUCUAAUGUUAACUUCCAGCUUUUUUGGACCUACCAACAAGUUUACUUAUAACUGGAAACUUAAGGCCUACAUAAUGAGUGACAAGAUUUACCCAAGCAAGCCCAAAGUCCAGAUCCUGUUCUACAUUGUGGGCAGGGACUGGGAUGACUAUAGCACCACGGAGCGGCUGCCCUGCCUGCGGGUGUUUGCCUUUCGAGAGACGCGGGAAGUCAGAGGCAGCUGCAGGCUGAAAGGGGACCUGGGGUUGUGUGUGGCAGAGCUGGAACUCCUGCUGAGCUGGUUUAAUCCCCCCACGGUUGUCGCAGGCCGUAAGAAGGCACCGGAUCAGUUUGAAGGGAGCCCUGUGGAGCUUUACUACACUAUCCAGCCGGGAGAUGAGAAGGGGGAGUGUACCGCUGAGGAUUUAAGGAAGGGCAAUGCUAUCCGGCCAGGAAAAGAUGGCAUGGAUGAAACCAUGUCCCACUUACAGAGGAUCGGAUCUGUCAGCCUCUAUCGAGGCCAGGAGACUUCUCAGCUUAUGGAGCUGCGGCUGGACAGUAAUAUUGUCAUCUGGUUGCCCUCAAAGCCUGUCAAACAAGGAGAGGUUGUGAAUGUUUAUGUGACAAUCGCCAACAACUCUACGGUGGAUCAGUUCAUACUCAGGGCAAAGGUGAAGAAAGGUGUAAACAUUCUUGGUGCAAAGACAAGUGACCCCCGGCAAUGGGACGUGAAACAAGAGGUGGGGAAUGGUGGAAAGCAUUCGACCACAACAGUUAUUUGUCAGAGGAUAGCACCAAGUUCAAGGAACAGAAGUAACAGUUUAUUCAAUGAGGUCGUGCAGAUGAACUUUGAAAUAGCCAGUUUCAGCAGCCUUUCUGGAACGCAGCCCAUCACCUGGCAGGUGGAAUACCCUCGGAAGGGGACAACAGACGUAACCUUGUCUGAAAUCUUCAUCUGCCAGAAGGAUCUUGUUGGAAUUGUUCCACUGGCUAUGGACACGGAAAUUCUGAACACAGCAAUUCUCACCGGAAAAACUGUUGCCGUGCCCAUCAAAGUGGUCUCCAUUGAGGAGAACAGUGCUGUGACAGACAUCUCAGAAUCAGUGGAGUGCAAAUCCUCUGAUGAAGAUGUCAUCAAGGUUUCUGACAGGUGUGACUACAUUUUUGUCAAUGGCAAAGAAAUGAAAGGCAAGGUGAACGCGCUCGUGAACUUCACGUAUCAGUAUCUGAGUGCUCCUCUGCAAAUCACAGUCUGGGUUCCACGCCUGCCUCUUCAGAUCGACAUUUCGGACACUGAACUGAGCCAAAUAAAAGGCUGGCGAGUCCCCAUUGUUUCCAACAAAAGACCCACCAGAGACAGUGAUGAUGAGGAUGAAGAUGAACGGAAAGGACGAGGAUGCACUCUGCAGUACCAGCAUGCCAUGGUGCGCGUCCUGACACAGUUCGUAGCUGAGGACUCUAGCCCUUGGGGUCAGCUGAACUACCUCCUUGGCUCAGACUGGCAGUUUGACAUCACAGACCUGGUAAUGGAUUUUAUGAAAGUGGAGGAACCUCACAUUGCCAAGCUGCAGGAUGGCAGGAUAUUGAUCGGACGGGAAGUAGGAAUGACAACAAUGCAGGUUUUGUCUCCUCUGUCUGACUCCAUCCUGGCAGAGAAGACAGUGACUGUGCUGGAUGACAAAGUGACCAUAACAGACCUUGGAGUUCAACUGGUGGCUGGGCUUUCACUGUUUCUUCAGCCAAGCACAGCAAGUAGUCGGGCUAUUGUGGCUACAACCAUUGCCCAAGAGCUGCUUCAUACUCCUAAGCAGGAAGCUGUGGUAAGCACCUGGAUCCAAUUCAGUGACAGCUCUGUUACUCCCCUGGACAUUUAUGACUCCAAGGACUUCUCCCUUUCUGCUAUAUCAUUAGAUGAAUCUGUUGUCUCGACCCAUCAGAAUGCUGCCUUAAAAUGGCCAGUUGUGACAGCAGAAGGUGAAGGUCAGGGCACAUUAAUCAAGGUAGAUAUGAUGAUUUCUGAAGCCUGCCAAAAGUCCAAGAGGAAAAGUGUCUUGGCUGUGGGGAAUGGCAACAUCAAAGUCAAGUUUGGCCAGAAUGAUGCCGACUCCGAUACAGGUGGAGAUUAUGAUGCUGAUGAGAUUGAAAACCACGCUAGUGACCGGCGGCACAAGGUGUCAGAUCAGGAACGAUAUGGUCAGGAUGGACGAUAUUAUGGUAGCUCUUCGGCAGAGCGAGAGGAAAGUGCCAUCAGGAAAGUCAGUACCACAGCAAAAUCCGUAAUAAAAAAUAAAGUAAUUAAAAACAAUAGGCUGGAUGGCAGCAAACUCGCAGAUGAUAGCCAGCUGCAGAACAUUCCCAUAGACUUCACCAACUUCCCUGCUCAAGUUGACCUCCCAAAAAGCAACACAGGCAUGGAGGAAAAUGACCUGGUACAGACACCUAGGGGCCUUAGCGAUUUGGAGAUCGGGAUGUAUGCUCUGCUAGGGGUCUUCUGCCUGGCAAUUCUUGUCUUCCUAAUAAACUGUGCAACAUUUGCACUGAAAUACCGUCACAAGCAGGUUCUGGUGGAAGGACAGGCCACUAUGACCCAUUCUCAUGACUGGGUCUGGCUAGGAAAUGAAGCGGAACUGCUGGAGAACACAGCAGACGUGUCACCUCAGCAGGAUGAGCACACAACUAUUAUUGACCGAGGGACGGGCUGUGAGGAGAGCAACCAGCUCCUCAAUGGCAGUGCUCAGAAGAACAUUCAGAGCCAGAUUCAUAGGUGUGCUGACUCAGGGGGCAAACUCGGAAAGGAACAGAAAUCCGAACCUUUACAUUCUCCGACAUCUAAACGGAAGCGGGUAAAAUUCACGACAUUCACUACCAUCCCACCUGACGAUGGUUGUCCUACUGUCAACUCAAUCCUAAGUAGCAAUGAUGAUGAUAUUAAGUGGGUGUGCCAGGAUAUGGACCUGGGGGACUCCAAAGAGAUACGAAACUACAUGGAGAAGUUCAAAGACAAAGUGUAGCUCCUCGCUGGUUUUCUGGGUUUAACCACACCUUGAUGCCUUCAGUUCUACAGUAUAUAUUGGGACAGAAGAGGGGGAGGGGAAGGAAUCCACAGGAGAAAUGAUAAGGCAGUUUUUAUAAUCAGGGAAAGAAAUUUGCCAAACUGUCCAUGGUUUGUUUUUUGUUUCGUUUUUUCGCUUUGUUUUGUUUUUCCAGCGGAUAUUCUACCAUUCGUGGAUUUAGGAAGUGGAAUAUAAAUAGCAGAAAGGAAUAAGAAAUUGGAAUGACCAGUAUGAUGAACUGAGCAAGGUGAGGUUGUGAAAAUGUAUUUUAUGGGUCAUCGUAAUCAUAAUGAUAGUGAUGUUUCAAAGUACCAAAAAUAUUUGUUUAAAAAAAAAAGAACAGAAGAGAUCAUGAAAAGAAUAAACAGGAAACAAACAAUAACUUGUUUAUAUUUCUAAUAAAACAUCAGGAUUUUGGACACAUGACCCGUAAGGAGACUUUUUAGAUUGUUACUCGAUCCGUUUCUUUCUGUUCCUUCAUUUGAAGUGAAGACAUGUCCUUGGCAUAAAGUGUGUGUGAAGGAGGAAGGAAUUACCUGGUAUUUUUAUUUUUACUUUUCUGUUUGUCUUGCAAGGUGAUACUGAAUCAUUUUCCAUUUUGUAUUUUUCUUUUAAAGAUCUUUAAAAAACAGGAAAAUUUGCAAUUCAUUAAGCUUGCAGUGGACCAAGAAUAUUUUGUUUCUAAGUUAGCUACAAAUAAUUUCCUGACAUUUAAAGAACUCAGAGGAUAAAUAUUGACUAAUAAUUUCAGUGUGGUGUCUCUUCUGGAAGCAUAAGCCUCAAUUGUUCCGCACUAGCUAGAAAUAUGUUCUGUUUGGAAGAAGUGUUAAUUUUACUUUCAGGUUUGGAUUGUUUGUUUAGUUGUUUGUUCUAAAUUUCCACAACCAAAGUUCCCAUGUUUCACCAGGGGAAGAAGGUGCUGUUUUAUGUUAGCAUUUAGAAGUAACAACCGAUGGGAAUGCCCCACUGGUGCAUUUUAAAUGUACCUGGAACUGAGACCAUCACAGGCCAAAUAUGUACAGCCUGGAUUUUGUUUUUUGCCAAGUCCAUGAAAUUGUAAUUUCAUUCUGUAAUUUUCUGUUUAUUCUAAUGUCACCAGCUCUAAUCAAGCUCUGAAAGCUAGAAGAAUGGACAGAAAGACAUUGAUUGUCCCCAAAUGUUUAUGUCCUUGUACUGGAAGAGCUGGCCUCUGGACUCACUGUUUGAAGGGAGGGAAAUGUUAUUGAACCAAGAUGAAGAAAUACUUGGAGCUAUUUUAUAGAUUUUUUUGCCAUUGGACCAGCUCAGACUGAAAAUUCUAGAUUAGAUUGUAAAGCUGUUGUUUUGAAUAACAAAAUAGAAGACCAGUAAUGAAUCCGAAGCAAAUACAAAAUGGAGUAGUAGAUUCUUUGUGUAAAGUGGCAGAACGUCCGCUCGGUGCCAGUUUACACUAAUGGAGGAUGCAGAUCAAAGUCUAUGCAAUGAGGAAACCACUGUCAUCCAAAAUCUUUUGUAACUGAAAGGAGGUUGUUAUAGCCAGCCUUUUGGCAAGCAGUAUUAUCUCUUGACUGUUAGCUGGAAGCACUUGCAUUAUUUGUCAGUUCGUGUCUUUAGACCCAUGUAUUCCUUUUUUUUUUAAUUACUAAACUCAGUAGUUUGAGGGUUUUUUUAUGUGGACAAAAUCAAUCCUGCCACCCAGUAACAUAGAUGGACAUUUUAACAAGAUAUGCCUAGUAUGCAUUGUAGACUGAAAGAAUGUAAUAUUUAUUUAUACGUUAUACAAAUUGUAAUUAAAAUGCUUUACAUGGCUUGACAAAUUAACCUCUCUUUUCUGAGGGGAGGGAUCCGUUUCUGUCAUUUUUGUGUUGAAGUACUGCAUCCAAUGCUGAACAACUGGAAAAAAAAAUCUAAGCUGCUUUCUGAAGAGAGAAGAAUAGAGACGUAUAGAAGUUUUUCACUGCUCUGACCCUUCCUUUGUGAACCAUUUCCCCUUCCCACCCAACAUGUGGUGAUGAUGAUGGAUGGCAGGAGAGGACAGCAGGCGGGCACAGUUCAUUGCAUUGUCACUAUUAAUCAUGCUCAUCUUCAUGCCUACCAUCAGCAUGAACAACUCCAGGAAUCCUGCUUCUGAUGUGUGUAACUUCCUUGCAGCCCAGUCAUAAUUAAUUAUGUUGCUUCUCUGAUUGAUACAGUAGGUUCAGAUGGAAGCAAGUUGCACUGAAUCACAACUGACAUGUACAAAGCACCCUCUAUCCCAGAGGACCCCCAGCUCCUUUACAAGCUAAGCACAGUGAUGCAUCAGCCACACCUCAGGGAUCAGUAUAUCUUCCUGCGAAAAUGCAGGUGUCUCUGAGGUGAAAAAGACAUUUACAGCAAGGAGCUGCAAAAUACAGCAGGAGAGGAGCAAGAAAGAUGGUACAGAACAAAAAUAAUACGCCAGGGUAGCACGAACCUACACAGAGUAUAAUUGUAUAAAAUGCAUUUUUAAGAAGGCGGAAAAUGUUCCUAACAGCCCCGGUGGGUUACAGCACACAUGAAAGAUGGCACCUCCAGAAAACCAGCUCUCCCUUGCACUUUCUGGGAUGCUGGUACAAUACUGGCUCGAGAGGAAAGGAGUGAUUUCUAAAUCACUAUUUCUGAUCUGUGCACCCUGACUUUGUUUUCGGCUGCUGAGUUUUGGCAGGAUCAGAAGAGAAAAUGGUAUCUCCGUCUAACAUAAUAAACAGUUGGUUACUGAGAGAAAAACUUAGGAGGAGAAUUCAUCUUGCUCUGUAUUUUCAUGAUGGCAUGUGCCUGUUUUUUUUGACCUUGCUGUUUCACCAUCUUGUCUAGGAAAAGUAUUUCACAGUGAAUAGAAACAUUAUUUCUAAUUCACCUCUGCUCCAAAAGCUCAAAUGUUUUUUCAAGAAAGAGAGACAUUUUUUCAUGGAAAUGAGGAUGGGAAAAAAUUGAAGUUUCCUAGGAGAAACUAUGUUGCCAUCCCUUGUCACCAGCAGGUAAAUUUGUGUUGAAAGACACAUUGCUAUACUAGUGCAACUCAGGUUGGAUUCAACUUUCCCAGAGAGGAGCAGAGAUAUUCUGUUAUCAGUAGGAAAGUUACCAUUUAUUCAUUGUACUACAGUGAAAUAAUCACAAUUGUUUCCUUUUUUUGUUUAUUGAUUGUAUGUAUAGUUCUCUGGUGUAGAUUCAGACUGAGGCAGAAUGUUUGAGAUAACUGCCCUUUUAAAAAUAGUAUUUGUUUUAUACAGUGAUGAUCAUUGUGGCAUUGGCCAAAGUGCAAAUGACGCCUCCUGUAAGAGCAAAAAUUUUGCUGACUAUUAGCCAUGUAUGAGUUCUCAAUGACAUUAUUUUGUCAUGGUAUUUGAAUUAGAAGAAGCUGUCUCUGUAGAGUGCCUCCCAAGCGGGUGCUUUCGGAGCCUCACACACAUGUGGGGCUCCUUUGCCUGCAGCCUGUAGCCCAGGGCUGGACCUGUGCCAUUCACCCGUGCACAUGGCAUUUUACACAUGCUGCAGAUUACCAUGUACAUUUGUUACACUUCUGACUUUUUAUCUUGUCUGUGCCAUAAUAAUCACUUCCCAAACGA
Messenger RNA from Dromaius novaehollandiae (emu), 7424 nucleotides. It is a transcript of the gene TMEM132C, whose product is annotated as transmembrane protein 132C. The record is from RefSeq and is a predicted model, not a curated record. NCBI's taxonomy places the organism in Eukaryota, Metazoa, Chordata, Aves, Casuariiformes, Dromaiidae. The transcript is spliced from 9 exons. The coding region runs from base 526 to 3819 and encodes 1097 amino acids.